This is a messenger RNA of Osmerus eperlanus (European smelt), 3193 nucleotides long. RefSeq names its product zinc finger protein 385A-like. The record is from RefSeq and is a predicted model, not a curated record. Gene Ontology annotation, molecular function: nucleic acid binding; zinc ion binding. Gene Ontology annotation, cellular component: nucleus. Bases 191 to 1534 code for a protein of 447 amino acids. The transcript has 9 exons. Lineage: Eukaryota; Metazoa; Chordata; Actinopteri; Osmeriformes; Osmeridae.
UGUUUACCUGCAUGUGGUUUGGACUAAUACAUUACCAAGUAGUUUUAAUGGAUGCUUGGUCCUCUUUUGUUAUAUAACAACAAUCUAUUGAAGAGGACUGGUUAUGUAUGCUGGCUGACACCGUACAUUGUCCUCUGGGACUGUGGACACACUGGAUCAGUUCAGCCUCCGAGCAGAAGAGGAGCUGUUAAUGUGGGGCUCAGGCAGUAUAAACCGACCGGGGGCGGUCCCUGCCUUCCUCAGGACCCCCACCAUGAUCCCAUCCCCCCUGGACAUGAAGCCCUUCCUACAGUUCCCCCUGGAUACGCCCCACCCUGCAAGUGUCAACCUCUUCCACAACUUCAACACUUGGAUCAACCAGAAGGCAAGCAUCUCCAUGCCUCAUGUGGGAUACAACACAGUAUAUACGAUGGACCCGGUUCAAAAGGCUGUGAUGAGCCAUACCUUUGGCCCGCCUUUGAUCAAGACCAAGCGGCCAAUCAUCUCCUGCAACGUCUGCCAAAUACGCUUCAACUCAGAGAGCCAGGCAGAGGCCCACUAUAAGGGUAAUCGCCAUGCCCGAAGAGUGAAGGGCAUUGAGACUUCCAAAACUCGUCCCCAGGAAGGGGACAAGCAGCCCCCUCCCCCCACUGCCUCUCCCCCCAGACCGUCACCCUCCAGCCCAGAGCCUGACCCUAGCAGCAAGCAGGAUGAUGUCCUGUCCCGCCCCAAUUCAGACGGGUCGCCCAUGACUCCAAGCCCGCUCCCCACCUCCCAGGCCCAAGCCACCCCUGCAGAGACACCCAUCAGAUCCCCCCUGCUGCAGGGUAGUACCCCGAUGUCCUGCACCCCAUCUCCAGGUGCCAGUGCCCUCUCUAUGGACCCAGCUGGGACAGGCAGCCUGGACACACCCUCUCCAGCCCCCAGCCCCUCAGUGGAGUCUGAAGAGGACAAAGCCAAGAAGCUGCUCUACUGCUCCCUGUGUAAAGUAGCAGUCAACUCCCUGUCUCAGUUGGAGGCACACAACAAAGGAACCAAACACAAAACCAUCCUGGAGGCCAGGAGUGGGCUGGGUCCCAUCAAGGCGUAUCCCCGACUAGGUCUCAAACUCAGCCCAGAGCAGGGAGGGGGUCUCCCCACAGACCCCAACACUCAGGAACGUACCUUCCACUGUGAGAUCUGCAACGUGAGGGUCAACUCUGAGCUCCAGCUCAAGCAGCAUAUCUCCAGUCGACGGCAUCGGGAUGGAGUGGCAGGAAAGCCCAAUCCUCUCCUCAGUCGGCACAAGAAGCGUACAGACUUUGUGUCUUCCUUAGCUUUUUCAAAGGACCUUCCAAAAACUCUGGGUGCAGGACUGUUGCCUAACCCUCUGGCUGUUGCCGCAGCAAUGGCAGCUGUGGCCUCCUCCAAUCAGCUGGCUUUGCGUGCCCCCGUUCCUGCCCCUCAUCAUCACCCCCAUCACCACCUCCUACAGGGAACACACCUGAGCCUGCUAAGGCCCGCCCCCGGGCCCAUGCGCACCACCCACGGGCCAAUCCUCUUCACCCCUUACUGACGGUAGAGGGACCGGGACCAGUCAGGAAGAAGCACACUGUGAAGUAAACAGGGAAACACAUUGAUAAUCAAAACAUUUACUGCAAACAAAAAUAAUUUAUGGGGUAAAAGACCCCUUCCUCUUUCUCAAUUCUGGAUCAUCCUUUCACCAUUUAACACUUUGGAAACAUUGUUUGACACAAAAUCCUGGAUUUUCUGCUGCUGAAGAGGAAGGAGAUUGCGUUAAUGGUGGACUUUCUGUGAUCCUCUUCCCAUCUGGGGUGGACUCAGACCAUGUGUGUACUGUAGCAACCACAUUGAUCAGAUGUCGAACUAAAGCAUUGUACCAUGGCUGAGACAGCAAAUGCUCCUAUGAUGUAAUUCCUGUUCAUGUCUUAAGUCAUGGUAGAGGGCUCAGACAAAAACCAGCAUUCAAUCCACCGUAACAAACACAUACAGUAGUUGGGAUUGUAAAAGUAGCUCAGUUAGUUGAACUUUCGUACCACAUGGCAAAGUUAAAUCCCAUUAGAGCUUAACCCUAUGUGCGUGGCAAAAUCCAAUAUUUACACUGUUGUUGCAGGUCCUAGAUUAGCUGUAUGUUCUACAGAUUCAGGCACAAGGUACUCUGUGCUUUUUGUUCCCAGGUCCUUAGUAUCUGUAGUACUGUGGAUGAUAGAUGUUAGUCUAUAUUCCCCUCUAUGAAGGAAAAGAGGGACAAACAUUUUUAUUUAAGGAGCAAAAAUAGUCUCAAAACUGCUACUGAAGGUGAAUGCACUAAGGUCUGAUGUCAUUGGCUGAGGUGUCCCUGUGUUGAGGAGUCUCUUGGUUUCUUUCAGCAUUCCUCAAGUAUCAUGCUAUCUAGCUAGUAUGAAUAGCUACUGAUUAUAUGCUUUGUGUAAUUUUGAUGUUCACGAGACAGACAAAGCACACAGAAGUACAACAAGGCUUCAACUGAAAAAUGUACUUGAGAUCUUCCUAAAUAUUGAUGGUCAACCUUUUUUCUUUCAGUUUUUCUCAUCUCUGAGGCACCAUACCAAACAACUUUUCAAGUUUCACUGUACAAUCCAAACCAGAGGGAUUCUUUCGUCUUAAAAUAUUAUUUGUACACUGUGAAAUAUUAUAUGGUUUUGAGUGGGUGACUUAAAGGCAGCAGUUGUUGAGUUGAAUUAACAAAUAUACAUUUUUACUAAAUGACCUCAUGAGCCUGUGGAUGUCGGGGUCAAGGUUCAAAUUGUGAGCUCUUGGGGAUCCCCAAGGUGGUUGUUGGGGUGGUGGAUAACACAAAUUGCACAGGGUUUCCCAUACCUAAUGGGUGGUCCAGGACCUCCCUACCAGCUCAGUUUGAAACUGUGCUGGCAACGAAAAACUCUAUGAGAGGGGAAGUUGCAUAGAUGUGUAUAGAAGAAUAAUGCAGGGGUUAUGAUAGCGAGAAUGACCAGAUAUCUGAAGCUGUCUUUCUGUCAUGAAAGUCAUAUGCAAUAUUAUGAUGAUCGUAUAUAACUGGUUCUGUUGACUUCGCCUGAGCUCUGGAUGAAACCUGCUAUCAUUAAACUGUUAUGUCGUGUAUAAAAAGGGUAUUGUGGGGGAUUUUAGCAAUACUCAUAGAACUCUUGCUAUCUAAUCCUUGCAAUAAAGAGAUCAAUUAUAUGUCUAUAAAUGUAUUAAAUGUUAUUUAGAAGAA